CUGUCUCGCACUUGAAUUUUCUCUCUGAUGUUCGGACGUUGAUUUUGCAUCAAGCUGCGAUUUUAGGAACGCUUUAUUAGCCUUUGUUUGUCGGCCCUGCUUCGACCUCCGGGGCAGCAUAAUGGCCUCUAGGGACGUGCUCGUCGCUCUUCCAAUGAGCUUUGUGCUCAGUGCCAUUUUGCUUGGUUUCUACCUCGUUGUAUUCCUAUUAAUAUUGUUCACUGGGAUGCUUUCGGGUUCAGAGAGCUUUGCCUCACGUUGGUGGUGGCUAUUAAUACUCGUUCGAAUCGCCGGAGCUUCUGCAGGCUUCGGUGCAACUUACAAGAAGCCACUCCCACCCGAUCUUUCCGCGCAGUACGCAAUAACCUGGCUCUACGAUAUCGGCACACUCUUCAUCGUCAUGUCCAUACUCCGAACAAGCUUUAUGAUCAGUGAAAACAAAAAUUUAUGCUUGUUCAGUAUUACACGGCGUAUUUGGGGCUUCCUUCUUUUUGCUCUUUUGAAUGUUGGCUGGAUUCUCCAGUUAAUUCUCGCGGGCUCAGAACAGAGCCCAAGCCUGGAUCAGAUUGGCCACACCUGCCAUGGAAUGGCGAUUACUCUGCUCGCCAUCACACUGGGACUAGCUUCUGUUCUCACUGUAAAGCCUUUCCUGGCAAGAUGGAGUAGUAGAUCGCACUCAACCACUCCAACUGGGUCCAGUCACUGGCUGUCUACAUCACUUUCAUUCUACUUGCCAUUCGCAUCAUUCCCGAUUUGCUCAGGGUGUGGACGCGUCGCAGUCCGACCAACCUCUCCUAUAUUUUGACGGGGAUGGUGCCCGACUUCUUCAUCGUGUGCGGGUGGAUCUGGCUUGGGCGAGGGAUAUGUCGCUGGGACCGGCGAUUCAAAAAGCUAGGCCACAAAGCUCCAGAAAUACUACGAAGAAUGUGGUUCGGAUGGAAGAUACUUGAAUACGAGAAGAGAUAUUUGGAAAGAGAUAC
Molecule: messenger RNA, 980 nt
Organism: Hyaloscypha bicolor E
Lineage: Eukaryota; Fungi; Ascomycota; Leotiomycetes; Helotiales; Hyaloscyphaceae
Exons: 2
Coding region: 122-805 (227 amino acids)
Source: RefSeq, a predicted model, not a curated record